AUGACUCGCUCACUUUUGGACUUCCCUCCUGAACUUCUUGUUCAUAUACUCGCUUUUCUCCCGGUUCGAGCACUCCUCAGAUUCUCCCAGACAUGUCGGUAUUCUCAGUCGCUAGCAGCCUCCAGCCUUCAUACUCUUUCUCUAGGCAUCCAUCCGAGCCGAGUCUCAGGCAUCAUCAGCAAUCUCGCAGCUACGCAGUAUCUGCAGCCUAAGAAACUAGCUUCUGCCUUCUCGCUGCCUGAGCAACCACUUUCAUAUCCGAGCAGCAGCAGGAGCAGUCAAAGCAGCCGACGAUCCAGCAUCGAGAGUGAUUUCCUCUCAGAGGAGUCAGUUGACGACGAUGACCCGUACAGGGUCUCUGUUCUAAUUCCGGACGCCCAGAUCUUCGACUACAUGACCCUGCUCAGCUUCCAUACGGCGCUCACAAAAAGCAUUCUGAUCCGGCACGGCGGUACCCUGCGGAACCUAGAUUUGUCACUCUGGACACUUACACCUUCGGUUGCGAAAGCGAUAUCCAGCCUAUCAGCACUCCGGGCCCUAUCCAUCCGCAUCGAGGACUUCCCUCACGUGCGCGCUGUGCCACGCAGCCGGUUCGCAGCCCAACAGGUCGAGCAGCGCCAUGCAUGGGACAUCCUCACCAACACGGCGACUUUCGCGCCACGGCUAAACGCUUUACGAAUCGAAGCCGGUGAGCUCACCACACCGCAGCUCUCCUUGCUUCUCAACCAAAGCCGUUGGUGCCGCGAGCUCUGGCUCUGCAGGUGUGCAUUGAUCGGCAAAGAGCUGUGGGAUUUUCUAGGAGGCGAGUGGGAGGGCCGAGCCGCGCUGCGUAUCCUGGGUGUCAUGAGGUGCGGUGGCCAGCUUGAUGAGGAAAGCCUGGAUUGUAUUGGGACGUUGGGUAGGCUGCAGUUCUUGACCCUGCAAGGGUGUCACGGUGUGGAUAGCGAGGCUGUGGAGGAGAGGAAUACGAAGGAAUGGCACAUUCCUGAGGUUAUACCACCCUUACCGCGCAUUGAAGAGCAGGACGCUUCAACGGUUAUUGAGGUUGAUCCGGCGUACAUUGGUAAUGACGAAUGA
Messenger RNA from Trematosphaeria pertusa, 1077 nucleotides. RefSeq lists its product as uncharacterized. NCBI's taxonomy places the organism in Eukaryota, Fungi, Ascomycota, Dothideomycetes, Pleosporales, Trematosphaeriaceae. The record is from RefSeq and is a predicted model, not a curated record. Gene Ontology annotation, molecular function: protein binding. The transcript has 2 exons. Bases 1 to 1077 code for a protein of 358 amino acids.